Molecule: messenger RNA, 1170 nt
Organism: Malassezia restricta
Lineage: Eukaryota; Fungi; Basidiomycota; Malasseziomycetes; Malasseziales; Malasseziaceae
Product: general transcription factor IIIA
Exons: 1
Coding region: 1-1170 (389 amino acids)
Biological process (GO): regulation of transcription by RNA polymerase II
Cellular component (GO): nucleus
Source: RefSeq, a predicted model, not a curated record
AUGGUCGAGGCAGAGCAAGGCGCGCGUCGCGUGUGGGUAUGUGACGUCGAUGGGUGUGGCAAGACGUACGUCAAGCAGGCACGGCUACUCGAGCAUCAGCGUGUGCACACCGGCGAGCGGCCAUUUGUGUGCGAGCACUGCGGUGCAUCGUACAUGCGUUCCACGCAUCUUGCCGCGCAUAUGCGCACUCACAUGGACGAGUCCAUGAAGCCGUUAGCAUGCUCGCACGAGGGGUGCACGAAACGAUUUUGGACGCAGCAGCAUUUGCGGCGACACGUGUUAUCGUGUCAUGCGAUGGAAACUGGGGCACACUCAAUGCGUAUGCUGGACGCUCAAGCCGCGCUGGGCGAGGCGGGCGUCGCGGGGCUCUACCAUUGCGACAGUCCCGGCUGUGACCUUGUCUUUUCGAAGCGCAAGCACCUGUAUCAGCACAGGCGCGAGGCGCACGCUGACCCAUCGUGUAGCCAUGCUCCCUUUGUGUGUGACGUGUGUCACAAGCACUUUCUUACCAACGCCAAGCGGCGACACCACAUGCGGAUCCACGAAGAGGGGCGCUACCAGUGCAUUCUCCCUCACGCUGUAGCGCCGCUUCCCCCUGAGCAUCCGCCCCAUACCGAUACAGGCGUCAGCUGGUCGUUUGCGACAUGGACGCAUCUUCAGCGGCAUAUGCGGCUGUGUCAUCCCCCCACAUGCCCUGUCUGUGGCCGUGCGUUUGCCAAUCGUGAAAAGAUGCGUCGCCAUCAGCACACGCACGCACUGCGUGAGCCGCUUCUUUGCCCAUGGAAUGGCUGUGACAAGGCAUUUCAGCGCGCGUCGUCACUCCGUGUGCACAUAUCUCGAGUGCAUCACGGCGAGCGCCCAUUUGUGUGCAAGGUGUGUGGGCAGUCGUUUGGCUACAAGCAUCUCCUUCAGCGGCACGAACACACACACACGAAAUGCGAGCCUCAUCAGGACACGUCGCAUGUCGGACAACUGAAGCGAAAACGAGCGCGUGUCUUGCCAUGCCCAUGGGACAAGGUGGGCUCGGAGUCGUGUCCCAAGAAGUUUGCGAGGCUGUACGAUGUGCGGCGGCAUCUAGCGAGUGUCCACGGUCUAUCGCUGAGUGAUGCUGAACUAUGUACAUUGAUGCCUGAGGAGCCUCACGCAAUGAAAAGACCGCGUGUCAUGUAA